This is a messenger RNA of Rotaria socialis, 14739 nucleotides long. The record is from the annotation of a GenBank genome assembly. Lineage: Eukaryota; Metazoa; Rotifera; Eurotatoria; Philodinida; Philodinidae.
AUGAUAGUCGAUGAUAAUAAUAAUAAUAAUAGUUUCUUUCAAGAAAUUGAUAAUCAAGAUUGGAUAUUAGAAAAGCCGAUAUCAGUAUUUGCUUUGGAUGCAAUUGAUCGACGAGUUUUAAAAGUAGCUGAUCAACGUGAUGCUGUACAAAAAAAGACCUUUACUAAAUGGAUCAACUUUUAUUUGUCACAGAAAGAUGGUUUAUAUGUUGAUGAUUUAUAUCUUGAUUUAAGAGAUGGACACUUACUUUUAUCUUUAUUGGAAAUAUUUACUAAUCAAACAAUUACCCGUGAACGGGGUACAUCGAAAUUUCAUGCAUUAAGAAAUAUUGAACGGUGCCUUGAAUGCCUCGAACAGGAUCAUAAUAUUCGCCUGGUAAAUAUUCGACCUGAGGAGUUAGUAAAUGGUAAUCCAAAAUUGACAUUAGGCCUCAUUUGGCGUAUUAUUCUUCAUUUUCAAUUUUCUGAUAUAAAUUUAACUUCAUCGAAUGAGACCGUUUCAAUAAAUACUCAACAAACAGUAUCGUCUAUUUCAAUGAUUGAAUCUUUAUCAGCAUCCGAACAAACAACAAUAAAACCUUCGAAAAAUCUAUCAGUCGAUCACAUACCAAUAAACUAUCGUAAUAAGUUACUUAUAUGGGCUCGUCAGCAAUGUCAAGGUUACCCAGGAAUUUAUAUCGAUGAUUUUACGCGUUCAUGGCGUAAUGGUCGGGCAUUUCUUGGUAUACUUCAUCGACAUAAUCCAAAUUUAAUUAAUUUGAGACAAGCCUAUUGUGCUUCCAAUAGAGAAAAUUUGACUCAAGCUUUUAAUUUUGCACAAAAACAUUAUGGCAUUACACAACUUAUCGAUCCUGAAGAUGUCGAUACUGAUGAACCGGAUGAAAAAAGUAUUUUACUAUAUAUCGCCUAUUUAUAUAAAGCAUGCCCAACAUUACCCAGUCAUCCAUUGCGACAAGAACAUGACAGAAUUCGACUUGAAAGUGAAUUAGCCUCCAGAUACAGAAAUCUUGCAUCGAACCUAAUUAAAUGGAUAAAAACAAAAUUAGAUUUUUUAAAUCGUGAAAUCAAAUUUAAAACUCUUGAAGAAUUUGAAACGUUUGAAAAAUUUUCAUACGUACUAAAAAAUGAUGAACUAUCAAAAUAUAAUCAAUUGUUACAUCAGUUACGAUCGAUUGAUGAAGAAUUUAAAACUUUUCAAUAUCAUCAAUCAUUAGAACCUGAUAUUGAAUCAAUAAAUUUAGCUUGGCAUGAACUUGAAAGAAGUGUUCAUUGUAUUGAAAAUGAUCUUAACAAAUAUAAACGAUUAGUGAUUGAUUUAGAUUUAAUUGAACGAGAUAUUGCAAAUAUUGAAAUAAAAUCAAAACAACUAGAUAGUCAUUCAAAAAUGAACUAUAUGAAUGAAAUACAAUCGAAAUUAGAUCAGAUAUUAACGAAUUAUAGAACAUUGCUAUUAUCAAAUGAACAAAUUCAAAAUCUUCUUGAACGAAUUCAUCAAUUACAUUUACGCAUUAAUAUUAAUUUAAAUUUAUCAUCGAUACCCACCAAUGGUUCUCAUCAGAUAUUAAAACAAAAGACUCAUUCAUCUACGUCAACUAAUGUUGAAAAACUAAAUGUUACCGUUACUGGAGAUUUUAGAAUCGAUUCUGACUCAUCACAUACUAUGAAUGCUGAUGUGAUACAGUCGACUAUAGUAGAUCUAUUCGAAGAACUUCAUUUGAUCGAUUCAAAUUUACAUAUACUUGAUCAAAUACUUGAAAAGUGUAUAAACUGUGUAUUACAAAAUAAUUUACCAAGAUUUAAUGAUGAUCUGCUUACAUAUUUUAAGCAACAUAAGACAAAUAAUUGUGAACAAGUGAUGCAGCGCUCUUUUUCUUCUUCUUAUGCCGAUCAUCGCCAACAUCUUCCUCGUUCAUCAACGACAACAUGUCGAUAUUUGCCAUCUCGUUCUGUUUAUAAUACUAGCAAUGAUUAUUAUUCAUCCGACACUGAUUCUCAGCAUCAAACAUAUCUCCAACGAGCAUCUUCGACAAGUAGUUUCUCAUCGACAAGUUCAGCUUGCAGUGCUAGCUAUCGCAUCUUACCAGUACGUUAUUCGUCAGUAGAUAGAAUUCUACCUAAAUCACCAACAGUAACAGCUAAUGAACGUGGUAUUAACGUACGCAUACGUUUUGAAAGUCCACAUCAUCAUCAUCAUCAUCAUAAACAUAAUAAUAACAAUCAUCAUCAUCAUCAUCAUCGUCAUCAUCAGCAUCAUCGUGAGGAAAAAAGCGAAAAAUCUGAACAUCAUCACCAUCACAAACAUAUGACCAAAGAACAUCAACAUUACGGUUCAUGUCCUGUGCUUGAUGAAAAUCAUCAUAGAUCCAGUUCAUUGGGCCCAUCAAAUAUAACAUACAUUGAAACUAGAUCGAUUGUACGCGGUAGUUCAAAUGAUCGACUUAACAAGAAUAAUCAUUCAAAUUCCUUAAAUAUUCAUGAACUAUCUGUUCCAAAAUCACCAAUAACAAAUACACGAAUAAAACAUAUUCCACUGAAUUCAAAUGUUCUAUCUACAGGAGAAUUCGAAAAUAACCUUCUUUCACAAGCAAGCCGUAUUAAAGAGAUUCGUAAUCAUAUUCGACAAGAAUAUCAUUUAUUAUCUCAUCAAGAAUUACGUUCAUUGGUUAAUCAAACAUCAGAUCAUGUUCAAAAUUUAUUUACAACUUCGAAAAUUUAUUCUGAUAAAUUGUUGAUUGCUGAAGCUGCUUUAAGUCUUCUCAAUAAUAUAUCACCUAAAAUGAUGGAAAUAGAAACUCAAUUACUUUCUCAAAGUUCGCCAAUUGACGAUGAAAAUUAUUUUCACCGUCAAUUAAAUGAACUUAAUGAAUUACAUAAUCAUUUAAAAAGUCUUGAGAAGCCUAUCAAUGAGCUUCUCAAUCAAAGUGAACAACUUAAUAAUGAGAAAUUAAGUAGUAUUAGCGAACAAUUAGCAUCACGUGGAAGACAAACUACAUUAGAAAUUAUUCAAAGAAAACGAUCGAUUAAACAAACGAUUGAAGCUUAUCGAUCGUUCAAAAAAUUAUUCGAACAAGAAGAACGUAUACUUUAUAAUAUUGAAAAACGUAUGCAACAUCUUGAACCAAUAUCAAAUGAUUCAAUACAACUAAAAAGAAUGUCAAAAAUUGUUACUGAUCUGUUCAAUGAUAUUCUUUCUCGAGCACAAUUGAUUGAACAUAUGAAUGAUGUUGCUAUUAAAUUUAUACAAGAAGUUAAGAUGCAUGACAAAAAUUUAAAACAUUUUCGUGCAUCAUUAUGUUGUCCAUCAAUGUCUAUUAAACAACAAAAAUAUCCAUCUAAUAUUCAAAAUGCUUCUCGAGCUGUUUUACAUAAAGUUGAAGGAUUUGAUAGACAUUAUGCUAAUCUUCUUGCUAAUAUGGAAGAAUAUGCAAGAUCAUUUUUAAAGAAUUAUAAUGCAAUUGGACAAGCAAUUAAUCUUCCUAUAGAUUCAGUAUCAACGAUUGUUCAUCUUUAUCGAAGUACAAUCGCAUCUCGAUAUAAUACUUCUAUAGAAGCUCUUCUUUCAUCCGAUAAUGAUGAUGAAGAAAAAAUUGUUUCAUCAUCACCGUCAUCCAUAUUACAGAGCCAACAAAACAAGCACGAAACAGGUUUUAUUGACUUGUCAAACGAAAAGGUCACUGUUGAUCGCCAUCAUCAUCAUUAUUAUCCUUUAUUAUCAUUAGACGGUUCAGUUUCACUUGAAACUACUUAUGUUAUUCCGGCAAGCGAAUUAUCAUCGCCAUUUGGAAUAGAUAAUGAUCUAACAAAUAAUAAUAAUAAUAAUAAUAAUAAGAAAGUAAGAUUUAUCAUAGAAAAACAAAAUCAACAGCCAACAUCAACAGUUGUGAAGAGUCAUAUAAUCAUAACAAGUUUAAAAUCGAAUGAAAUGACACAACGAAAAAAUCUUUCGUUUGUUGAUGCGGUCAAUAGCAAAUAUCUCGAUUUGUCAACGGGUCUCUUUUCUUCUCCCUUUCCAUUCGUUCUUUCCUCUUCUUCUCCUUUUUCUUCCUCUACAUCGCCGCCCGAUCAACAUCGCUACCCUCACAACCAUUUUUCUUCUACAUCGUCUUCGCCGCCACAUACGGCUACUAACACAACCAACAGCAAAAAUCUUCUCUCCACGUCGUCGUUGUCGGUGAAUAAUCGUCCUUUUCCCGUUGGCGCAGACUCCACUACAACCACAAGUAAUACAACGACGACCAUUACAUUGAAAGAGGCGAUCGAUGCAAAUAUUCUAGACUCGCGUAGCGCCUACGUAGUCGAUACGCUCGAACAACGGUUAGUAAAAUUACAACAAAAAAAUAAUUACGAUCUACGUGAAGCAUAUUCUCGGGGUUUAAUAAAUCCAAUCAAUCAUCAUAUUAUUGAUCGUGUUACAUCACGUGAAUUAGACUUAGGUGAAGCAUUAAAAAUGGGUAUUCUCAAAGUUGGUGAUCCUCAAUCAUAUAAUAUUAUUUCAAAAACUGAAUCACUUAUUAUUUCAAGUGUAUUUGAUCAUCGUUUGAAUACAUUUGUUGAUCCGAAUAUUGCCAUACGCACAAAAAUACUUGAUCCAUAUCAUGGUUUAUAUUUAAAUAAUUUAACACAAGAAUCAAUAUCAAUCGAUGAUGCUAUGAGUAAAGGUUUCAUUAUCGUUGAACAACAACCACCACAGAAAACAACAGAUCAUAAUCAUCAUAAUGAUAAAUAUGUUAUAUCAACAUCAUUAAUACGUGAAACUCGAUCAUAUCAUUUAUUAGGUGUUCAUGAUUAUAUCAGUAAUAAAGAAUUGCCAGUACAAGAAGCUAUACGUUUGGGCAUCUUAGAUAAACAAAAUGGACAAUAUAUCAAUCGAAAAACGAAUGAAAUCUUAUCUAUAUCAGAAGCUAUUGCACAAGGACAUAUACGGGCACAACCAUUGCCCGUUGAAUCUUCAGCAAAUCAAGAAACAAUAAAUACUCAGAGACGUGGUACAGUUAAAGAAACAAAAACUUAUACACUUAAAAGUGCUAUACAUCCAAAAACACGUCAAGAAAUUCCCAUACGUUUAGCUAUUGAUGAAGGAAUUAUUGAUCACGCAAAAGGUUUUUAUGUAAAUAGUUUAACAGGUGAAAAUCUUCCAAUAAGUGUUGCCAUUGAGAAAGGUUUAAUAUUUACUGAAUUAAUUGAACAACAUCCAAAACGUUAUGUUAAAACGUUAAUUAUUGAACAAGUUAUUGAUCCUGUUACAAAUCGUCGUUUAGGUGUCAACGAAGCUAUUAGAACAGGUUUAUUAAAUUCGAAUAUAACAAUAUAUUAUCAUUCAGUAACACAAAAACAAAUGACUGUACUUGAAGCAUAUGAACAAGGUUUAAUUAUUGGUAAAUUUCGUGAUCAACAUCCAUCAUCAUUCUAUGGUGAUCAGCAUGAACAAGUUUUUUAUUUAAUAACUGGCAUUAUUGAUAUACGCACAGAUAAAGUAUACAACCUUCAAGAUGGUAUACAACAAAAAUUAUUUGAUCAUAAAAAAGGUGUUUAUAUUCAUCCAAUAACAGGCGAUGAAAUCAAUAUAGGUGAUGCUGUUAAACGUGGUCUUAUACAAGUGCAAGCUGUAUCAUCACAAAUUAUAUUUAAUAAUACCGAUCAAAUAUCAACAGAUAGACGUCAUACAAUAAUAAGUCAAGAACCAUAUGGUAAUUCAAAUGAUUCACGUUCAAAAUUAUCGAUACGUAUUGAAUCUCAAGCACGUUCACGUACACCAUAUGAAAUAAACGAAUCGGAAAGUUUACAACAUGAAAAAGAUGUCGUAGAAAUUGAAUCUAUACAACGCUUACCAAGACAUAAACAAAAUUUUAUUACACGUGAAGAAGAAAUUAUUGAACAACAUACAAAAAAUAUUGUUGAUAGAGAAAUAUUUAUUGGUCGAAAUGGAGUAAAUCGAGCUAAAUCAAAUGAACGACAACGACAACAAUAUAUUGAAGAAGUUGUUAUUGAUGAUGGUACUCCAAAUAAUCGUCGGGCUAAAUUUGAUAUUAAAGAAGAUCGACAUUCAUCACACAGAGAAAUUGUUAUUGAAGGUGAUAGAUAUGUUCCACCACCUGCAAAAGAUCAACUUAUUAUUAAUGGUACACAUCGUGAACAUGAAGUGCGAGUUGUUCCAGGUACGCGUCCACAUGUUCCAUUAUCACCACCACGUCCAGUUCAUAUUGAUGAUCGUCAACGUGAAGGUCAACGUAUACAUCAUGGUGAACUUAUUAUUGAAGAUCAUCAACGUCCAUAUUCAUCAGCAUCAACUCAUACAACAGUACAAAAAGAAUAUAUUGAUAUAACUGAUAAUCAUGUUAAAAUUUCUCCAGUACCAAAACAACAAAUCAAUGAUUAUGCCUAUGAUGAACAACAAUCAUGGACUGAAGAAGAAUGGGAACAAUGGCAUUGUAUAAUGAUGAUUAAAGGAGAACCAUAUCGUGUUGUGUGGGUAAUGAAUACAGCAACAGGUGAUCGGCUACCAUUACAAAAUGCCUAUCAACGUGGUUUAGUAGAUACUAAACAACGUUUAUUUUAUGAUGAAAAAUUAAAUCGUCAAUCUUAUUCAUUUGAAAAAGCUGUUGAAUUAGGUUAUAUGGGUGUUGAACCCGAUACAGCAUCGUUACCAAUACAUGUCGAUGGCAUUGAUUAUAUGAUACAUUGGGUAUUAGAUCCAUCAACAAAACGUCGAAUAUUUCCACGGCAAGCUGUACGUAAACAAAUUUUAGAUCCUCUAAAUGGUCGUUAUAUAAAUCCAUAUAAUAAAUCUCAAGUAUCAUUACAUGAAGCUAUUUAUUUGAAAUUUGUUGGUGCAACAGAAUAUAAUUCAACAAAUGACUCAAUUGUUGUCACAAUUAAUGGACAAACCUAUAAUAUUAAAUGGGUUUAUGAUACACGAAAUAUGAAGAAAAUCUUACCGCGUGAGGCAUUAAAACAAGGUAUUUUAGAUGUACAAGUAAAUGAAUAUCGUAAAUUUGAUACCAAUGAUAUAAUGACUAUUUAUGAUGCUAUUCAAGCUGGUUAUAUUCGCUGUAAUGAUGAUGACUCAUCAUCAGACAAUAGUAUAAGGCCACCAUCAAUAAUAUCUAUUGAUGAAGAUGAAUUGACAAUAGCAACUAAAACAGCAACAUAUGUUAUUACAUCGGUUAUACAUCCAUUAACACAAAAAGAAAUUAAAGUUUCCGAAGCUAUCGAUUUGGGUAUACUUGAUAAAGAUAUAGGUAGCUAUCGAGAUUUAGUGACUAAUGUUCAGUAUGAACUAGCUGAAGCUAUCAACGAAGGUUUAGUUUAUGCAACAAUAAUUGAAACAAAAGAAGAUACAGAAAUGUUAACGUCAUCCGUACAAGAAAUAAUUCGAAAAUUUAUUGUUAAAAGUGUAGCUGUUGAUAGUGAAUCAUUAGAAAAAAUCGGUGGUUUAGAAGCACAAGCUAUUGGUAUACUUAAUUAUGCACAAGGUGUUUAUCAUGAUCGAAAAUAUGGUGUAAAAAUCCCACUUGAUAAAGCUAUUGAAAAGAAAUUACUCGAUGUAGAGCUUAUUAGUCAAAAGAGAUUUGAAGAAUAUGAUUUAGAAUUAAUAACUGAUACCAUUACAGAAAAACGUAUUACUUUAUAUAAAGUUCAUGGUGUACGUAAUAAUGUAUUAGAUCGUAUGGAAUCCGGAGCUGUUGCUGUAAAAAAUCAAAUAAUUGAUACAGAAGCUAAAACUUAUACUGAUUUUUCAACUGGUGAAACAAUGACCAUUCAAGAAGCUAUUAAUAAAAAUUUAAUUGAAGCUGAAAUAAGUGAACAUGUUGAACGAAAACCAUUAGGAUUAUCAAUGCAAAAUGCUAUUCGACUUGGAUUUUAUGUAGCUGAAACAGGUACAUUCCGUGAUCCAGCCACAGAACAUUAUAUGGCACUAAUGGAAGCUAUUGAGCGUGGCCAUAUUCAUGUCAAUGGUAUUGCUUUUGCCGAUAGUGAACAAGGUCCAAUAACAUUAUAUGAUGCAUUUUCAUUGGGUUUAAUAAAUCGUCGUGAUGGUGGCAAAUUAAAUCCAGCUAAGAUUAGUCUAUAUCGUGCACGGUUAGUUGAAUCAAAAUUACAUCGUAUGAAUGUAGAAGAUGCUAUACGUUGCGGUUUAUUGAAUCUUCGAACGGGCCUUUAUAAACAUCCACAUAGUGGUGAACAAUUAAAUUUGAAAGAAGCUAUUCAACGUGGUUUAAUCGAUGGACAAAGUACAAUUAUUGAACAUCCAACAAGUGGACGUUUUAUGACAUUAAAAGAAGCACUAGACGGCAUUAGAAUUGAUCAUGAUGGACAAGUUAUUGAUUCAUAUACAAAUAAAACAAUAACAACAUUAGAAUUAGCUUUUAAUCAUAGAAAAUUAUUUUCACAAUUUGAUGUUAACGCUGGUGAAGUCUUUCUACCUUUACAAAAUGAAUCAGUUGGUUUUGAAAAAGCUAUACGAAAAAAUUUACUCGACAAUAAUCGUAUGAAAUUAUUCGAUCCUAAAGCCAGCCGUGAAUAUACAAUACAAGAUGCUAUUGAACGUGGCUUAGUAGAUUCUGAAUCAGGUUUAAUCUAUGAUACACAUACCCACACGCAAUAUUCUAUACGAGAAGCUAUUCGACAUGGCAUUGUUGCUAUUGUUGGUGCACCCCUAGUACCAAUUAAAGCCAACCAUGAAACAGUUGCAGCUAAAAUAACAUCAAGAAAACAUCGACGACAUUCAUUAGCUAAAAGUUCAUUACAUUAUGAUUAUAAUAGUGCACCAGAUUCAGCCGAUGAAGAUUCCCAAGGAAGCGGUUGGCAUCGCAUCAAGUCAAAAGCACGAGCUAUUAGUCCAUUGAGUGUUGAUGGUACUGCAAAGGAUUUAAAACACAGUAUUCGUCGACGAACUGGCUCAAGUCCCACACGAACAUGUCGUGAUGAUGAUUGGAGAACACGAUGGAAUGGUGGAAAUCAUAAGGAUGACGAUGAUGAUGAUGAUGAUACAUUUAAAUCUGGUGAAGGAUGGAAACGUUCUGGUGGAAAUUCAUUCUAUUCAAGUGCUACAACUCGAGUACAACAAAAUAAUAAUUCUUCAGAUCAAUCACAAGGAGGACGUACAUCGUCAGGUUUUCAACAAAAGCAACAACAAUUAUCUUCUUUGCCAACAGCCGUAUCCAAGGAAUCAUCGAUAUCAAAUAAUCAAGAUAAUGAAAAACUAAAUGAGCCAAAGGAAAAUACUAAUGAUGUUUCAUCAACAACAGAUCUUUCUAAUGAACAUUCAUUAUCACCAACUAUUGAUAAUAAUCAUGAUGUACUACAUACAUCGACUUCAUUCGAAUCUACACCGAACGUACAGCAUGGCGAAAAUCGUGUCAUUCUGGAUAUGCAUGAUGUUGCUGGUCGUUUAACAUCAUAUCAUAAUCAAUUAAAUCAGUAUGUUUAUUUAACUGACAAUCUGGAUGAACUUCGCAUCAAUGUCGAACAUAUUAAAACAUUACAUGUAGAAAUUGAAAGAGAAAAACCAAUUGUUCAUAAUCUUAUUGAACGUGCGACAAAUAUCAAUGAGCAAUUGUCAAUGCUUAGUAGAGAUCUUGAGGAUAAACGACUUGAAAUAUCUGAUAUCAAUAAUGGUUUGGGUAAUUUGAUUGAACAAUUUAUUAUUCGACUCGAUCAGUUUAAUAUCAAAUAUGCUCAUUUAACUGAAUGGCUAAAAGACAACGAAAAAGAAAUGGAAAAUAAUGCCCAGUUAUCAACAAUAAAUACUGAUAAUGAAAAAUUCAAGAAUAUUCUGAAUACAGGAAUUAAUUUACGAAACGAUCUAACAUCUCUUCAAGAAAGUUUACAAGCAAUUGAUUUAAUCAUACAAGAUUUUCAACGCGCAACUGAAAAUACCGAUGGUGGAAAAUCUGCAAUGAUUUUCAAACGACUUCAACAAUGUUUUGAAUUGUUAUCAACAAAUUAUUUUGAUUUUCUUAAACAUUGUAAACAAACAUCAGACAUGUGUGAACGUCAUCUGAUUUUCCUCAAUGAAAUUAAUCAUCUCGACGAAGAAUUCCGCAGGUCCUUGAAUGAUUUUGAUCAGCAUUUAGCUGUUAAUGAAAAAAAACAAGAAGAUGAUAAUACAUUACAAGUCCUUUUACUUAAUAUUCAACAACCAUUAGAUAAGUUACGUAUGCUUUCAACUCAUGAACCUAUGUCACCUUCAAUGUUUGUUACAUCAAAUAAUCAUAUUCACAAUCAAAUAAAAGAACAUCUUUGCAUUCUUCUUGAUUCUUAUACUGAAUGUUAUAAUGAGGCUCAAAAACGUUUAAUGCAUCAUUUCGAACUAAUCGAACGAAUUCUUCAUGAACGUCAAACAAUUAAAGAACGAAUAAAUGAAUUAUAUCAUUGGUUAUUAUCUUCAAUUGAAAAUGAUUUCUUCUCAAAACUUUUAUCUUUAAAACGUUCAAAACUUGAUGAACAAAUAAUUAAUUUUCGUCAAUUCCAUGCACAAUUACGUACACGUCAAUAUUCAUUCGAUUCAGAUAUAAAUACAAAGAUAAAUCUUGAACAGUUAUUUGAUAAUAAUGAUAGACAUAUAUUAAAAUUAAUCGAUCAAUAUAUUCAUUCAUUAAAUGAAAAAUCAAAUCAAUACAAUGAAUAUAUUAAUCAUUUAUCAACACGAUUAAAUGAAUUUCAUCUUGAACAUACUCAUUUAAUUGAUACAUAUUCAAAUUAUAUACGACUUUAUGUCGAGCAAAUAGAACAAAAUAAUGAUUUAAAUUUUUCAGCAUUAGAAUUAUUAUUAAAUAAUGAUCAAGAUCUAGUUAUUGAUCAUACAUUAUAUCAUCGAUUUGUUAAUGAUUUAUUAGAAACAAGAAAUAUUGAAGAUGAAAAUGAUAUUAUUGAAUAUAAAAAUCAAGUUGAUGAAUAUAAAAUUCAUUAUGAAAAAUUUAAGAAUGAUUUAAAAACUAUUCUAACCAAUCGACAAUUUAUACUCAAUCAGUAUGAUUUAAUUACAAAUCAAAUUGGAGAAUUUCUAGUUACAACAGAUCGUUUAUUAAAACAACAACUAACACUUGAAACAUGUCAAGACUUAUUAAUUAAACAUUCGAAAUUGCCUGUUGAACAAUUAAAAGUUUUAAAUGAACAAUUGAUAAAUUUUUAUGCGUCGCCGAAUCUUUUAAAUUUAUACGAGCAAUUAAAAUUAUCAAAACCAAUUGAUCAUUCGAAUUUAACAGUAACAUUUCAAAAACAAACCGAUGACUUGAUUGAAAAUUAUGUAUCAAUUGAACAACGCAUACUUCAAUAUAUUGAAUUGUUAGAAAAUAUUCGACAGAAAACCGAUCAAUAUCAACUAGCUAAAGAACAUGCUGAAAAUUCAAUUGAGCAAGCAAAACAAUUAGUUCAAUUAAAUGAAACUAUCAUACUUCCAUUAGACAAUGAACAAAUUAUUGUUGUAUUACAAAAAUAUAAAGAUAUUGGCAAUCAAUUGAGAUCUAUGUCAAGCACAAUCGACGAAUACAAAACUAUCGGUUUCACAUUGAUCAGUACUGCUCAACGGUAUAUUGAUAGUGAUUUUAUUGAACAAGAAAUCACGUCUAUUGAUAAAAUAUGGUCAGAAUAUGUUGAAUAUAUUUUUGAUACAUUUGAUUAUGUUCAAUUACAUCAAGAAGAUUUACAAGAGUUUUAUCAAUUAGCUACUAAUCUAUUGACUUCAAUCAAUGAAAAACAGACACAAAUCGAAACAAUCAACUAUAAUGAAUUAAAAGAUUUUCAAGAUGAAAUCGAAAAACUCAAUGAAAAUAUUGAAUUCAUUAAUCAGAAAGGAGCACUACUAUUACAAAGUUCAACAUCUGAUUCAAAUGAUAAUCCAGUUGAACGCAUUUUGGAAUCAAUCAGCCGAAGUUAUGAUACAUUAACAAGCAAAUUAAAAACUCCUCUAAAUGACGCUAACCAAAUCGAUUCAUCAACAACAACAACAACGACAGAUGAUAUUUCAUCUACACCAAAGAAUCAAUUUGUCGAUGAACUUCAUCAUCAUAUCAAUGAAAUUGAAUUGGAGAUGAAUGAAUUGUCUGAAUUAUUAGUUGAAUCAACAACUGAUGCAAUAUCAACUCGACCAAUUAAAUUAAAUGAACAAAUAAUGGAUAAUAAUGUUGUUCAUAAUGAAUUAGAACUGCGAAAACAAGCACUUGAUAAAUUGCAUUCAAAAAUAGAAACUUCCAAACAAAUUAUAAGCAAUGCAGAUGAUACGGAUUCGGUUAAAGCUUUCGAUGAAAAACUUACUCUACUAAAUCAACAUUGGUUAAUAAUGAAACAAACUAAUGAAUUACGUGAAGAAAAUCUUGUUUUAAUUCAACUAUGUGCUAAUAAAUUUUGGUCUGAAUGCAAUGAAUUAUCAACAUUUCUGAAUGAUACUUCCGAAAAAUUAUUAAAAAUUCGUCGACGUUCAACAUCACGUCAUUGUCUUGAAGAAGAACAAGAUAAAUUGAAUCAAUUAGAAAACGAUUUUUCAAAUCAUGAAAUUAAAUUUCAAGAAAUUCUUCAAAUACAUAGUUUACAAUUAUUAAAUUUGCUUUCAACAAAUAAUCAACAAGAAACAGAUGAUAUUUAUCGUUGUCUUCAUGAGUUAGAGCAACAAUGGAAUCAUGUUAAAACUGAUUUAAAUACAUGUCAAAAUGAUUUAUUACAAUCAAGAAUUAAAUCAGAUGAAUUAAAUGCUAAAUUAGAAAAUGUAUCAACAUGGAUAGAUGAUAAAUCAUCAUUUACUACAACAACAACACAACUUAACACAAAUAAUGAACUUGAAAAUAUUCGGACAUUUAAAGAAAGUUUAGAUAAUAAAUAUAUUGAUAUUGUUAGUUUAAAACAAGACUAUGUUGAUAUCGAACAACAAAAUGAAUGUGUUAUUGAAGAAAAUUCGAGUCCUGUUGAAGAGCAAUUUGUAGAAAUCGAUACUAAAUGGAUACAAUUAAAAGAUAAAGUUCAAGAACAAAAAACUCUCAUCUAUGAAACAGCUCUUCGUCAAAAUCGUAUUGGUGAUAUUAUUGCUGAUAUAACUCAAUCCUUAGAUGCUUGUACAGUAAAACUCUCUAUCCUAACGGAUAAUUCUUCUGAUAUAAAUCUUAAUGAUAUAAAACAAAUUGAAAUAUAUAUUGCUAAACUUCGUAUACUUUUAAAUGAUAUUGAGUUAAUAUCAUAUGACAUCGAACAAUUGAAACAAAGUAAUUAUGAAGAUAGAAAUUAUGUCUCAUCAAUUAAUAAUCGAUGGGAAGAAUUACUUCAACAAACAAAUGAUAAGUAUAAUUUAUUGGAAAAAAAAUUACAAGAAUUCAAAAUAAAACAAAAAUUGUUCGAUCAAAUUUAUCACGAACUUAAUUUAAUUGAUAAACAAGUUACUGGAAGUACAAUUAAUACAAAAUAUCCAUUGAUAAUUGAACGUUUGGAACACAUCGAAGAACAAAUUAUUACAGAAUUUAUUGAUGAUGAUAGCGAACAACUCAACGAUUUAAAAAAACAUUUAAAUGAUGUUAAAGAAAGAACAUGGAAAAAAGGUCAAGAACUUAUCCAAUUAACUGAAUCCAUUGAAAUUUUUCAUACAUCAUUAAAAAAAUUUACUACUUGGUUGACCGAAAGUGAACGCUUUUUAAAUACUCAAAAACCAAUUCCACGCCGUUUUGCUUUGUUUCAAACAUUAUUACAACAAGCUGAUGACCACAGAGCAUUUCAAAAUCAAUUAGAAAUCUAUAAACAACAUUAUAUUGAUCUAGAUAAAUUAGCAACUCACUUACAAUAUGUUUUACCGAAAAAUGAUUCGAUUUAUAUAAGAAAUUCUUUAAUUUCUGUUCAAACACGUUGGCAAAAUAUUAAUACUCGUGCCAAUGAAAAAAUGAAAGAACUAGAAAAAGCUGUUCAAGCAGCAAAAAAGAUAAUUCGACCGGUGGUAGCUGAUAUUGAUAGAAUUAAAAGUGAAGUCCAUCGACAAACAUCUCUUUGUCAAUGUCCAAAAAAAUAUGAUGUACAACAAAUGGGCGAAGGACGAUAUCGAUUUGGUGAAUCACAAAGUCUGCGUCUUGUUCGUAUACUUCGUUCAACAGUUAUGGUUCGUGUUGGUGGCGGUUGGACAGCGCUUGAUGAGUUUCUUGUUCGACAUGAUCCAUGCCGAGGAAUAGAUAUUUACAGUCGAUUUUUGGCGACUGUUGCUACAGGAUGUUUAUCUUAUGUGGAAGAGUAUUUAUCAUAUGAUCCUAAAGGUCGUACUAAUUAUGAAUUACAUCCAGAAAGUUACGCGCUACGUGAUGGCGUUGCUCAAACAAUGACAUUAUUUAAACCAAGACUUGUUACUGUUCAUCGACCAACAUGUCUUUAUCAUCAACAACAAUCAACUGGACCAUUGAAACAACUAACAGAAGUGACACCAAUUCGGCCUUCAAAAGAGAAAUCUGAUCGAAUAUCUUCAGCGUUAAAUUUAACACAGCAACAAAAUUCAUCAUCGAAUUGUGAUUUAUCCUUGUCAGCUGAUGAACUUUCAAUAUCGUCACACAUUAAUAGUGAUACAGAAGCAAAACCAUCUCUAAUACCAAUACCAGUUGCUAUGUACACACCCGCAACAUCAACAUUAAGUCGAACGUCAAGUCGUGAAAGUGUUCUUUCUGAACAAUCAUGUAUAUCAACAUCGUCAACACAACAACGUCGACCAAGUAAACUACCAUUGCCAAUCUCUCGAUAUAAGAAAGCAACAAAUGGAACGGCACCGGUCAAAAAUUCCUAA